CAACGCCGGCGGCGGGCGCACAGUUGCCGUUCCACCAGCAGAAAGUUCAGUACUCACAGUCCGCGGACUUUUUAACCCAUUAACUAAUGUCGGCAAUCGGAAAGAUCGGAUUCCUGGGAGGCGGGAAUAUGGCCAAGGCUUUGGCUAAGGGUUUCCUAGCGGCCGAUACAAAAGGAUAGGACGUUAAGGAUUUCAUCAUAUAAUCGCCAAAUUUCCUAAUUCAUUUCCUAGGCCUGGCCAAACCCAAUACCCUGAUAGCCAGCGUCCAUCCGGCAGAUAAGCUCUCCCUGCAGUCCUUUCAAUCCCUGGGAGUGGAAACAGUGAUCAAGAAUGCACCCGUUGUGCAGCAAUCGGAUGUGGUCUUCGUGUCCGUGAAACCCCAAGUGGUUCCCUCGGUUUUGUCGGAGAUUCAGCCAUUGAGCUCGGGCAAACUAUUCCUUUCCGUGGCCAUGGGCAUCACUUUGUCCACCAUCGAGUCCAGUUUAUCUCCACAAGCUCGCGUCAUCCGUGUGAUGCCCAAUCUGCCGGCUGUCGUGUGUUCCGGUUGUUCGGUUUUCGUUCGCGGAUCCAAGGCCACAGAUGCAGAUGCGGAUAUUACCCAGAAGCUGCUGCAGUCCGUGGGCACUUGUGAGCCGGUGGAUGAGUCCCAGUUGGAUGUGGUUACUGCUCUGAGCGGAAGUGGACCGGCCUAUGUAUUCGUGAUGAUUGAGGCCUUGGCGGAUGGAGCCGUUCACAUGGGCAUGCCCAGGGAUCUGGCCUAUCGUUUGGCAUCGCAAACAGUCCUGGGCGCAGGUCACAUGGUGCGGGACAGUGGUAUGCAUCCCGGACAACUCAAGGAUGGGGUCACAAGUCCGGCGGGAUCGACAGCAGCGGCACUCAGACAACUCGAGCUGUCAGGUUUUCGGGCUGCGGUGUCUGGAGCGGUGGAACAGGCGACUCUGCGAUGCCGGCAAAUCUCGGGAAAGACGAAGUAGGCACAUAGGAUUAUCAUAUACAUAUACGUACAUUGGGGUGGGUCAAUUUUGUUAUUAAAGUUAUAGUAGUUAAAGGAAGUCGUUAAAUUUUGUUGCUUCUUGAAGAAACAUGUUUUUAAUUUGGAAAUGUAUGUUGGUGCUAUAGUGCUUUCAAAGAGCAAUGAUGAGAUGUUUCAUUUUAAUCGACCCACCCUUGUGCUUAAUCUGGGUUAGUAGCUUUGCAUAACUAUAAAAACUGUGAAGGCCGAUUUCGUGAUACUAAAAUAUAAGCAACACUGCUAUAUUCUUU
Molecule: messenger RNA, 1263 nt
Organism: Drosophila melanogaster (fruit fly)
Lineage: Eukaryota; Metazoa; Arthropoda; Insecta; Diptera; Drosophilidae
Gene: P5cr-2
Product: Pyrroline-5-carboxylate reductase-like 2
Exons: 3
Coding region: 450-974 (174 amino acids)
Biological process (GO): L-proline biosynthetic process
Cellular component (GO): cytoplasm
Molecular function (GO): pyrroline-5-carboxylate reductase activity
Source: RefSeq, marked reviewed